Molecule: messenger RNA, 1441 nt
Organism: Thermothielavioides terrestris NRRL 8126
Lineage: Eukaryota; Fungi; Ascomycota; Sordariomycetes; Sordariales; Chaetomiaceae
Exons: 2
Coding region: 287-1363 (358 amino acids)
Molecular function (GO): protein dimerization activity
Source: RefSeq, a predicted model, not a curated record
CUCCCAUGAUGGGGGUGCCUCGCCGGCACCAAGACGGGCCGAGCCCCGGUCCCCCGUAUCAUUUGGGCCUGAGCGGCUUGUCCCAGGCGCUUAUCAUGGCUAGCCCGCCCUCGGUCUGGUGGUGUGCCCUCCGCCCUCGCUGGCAUGCACGAGUCGCAGGGAACCUGAAGGACGCAAGGAUGCACCUUUCUUGCGUCACCAGUCCAACACUGCAACAGCUAGGCAUGCAACAGCGGGAUUAUCUGCAGACGAGCCAGACUCUGCUGGUGGCGAUAAGAAGAUCGGGAUGUACCCCGCUGCCGUCAGCCGCCUUCUCUGCAGCCCCGACUCUGGGGCUGAUAGCUCGUUCCCUGAGAGACACUUCACAUCAGUCGACGACGACAAGACCGCUGCGUACCUGAUUGCCGAGUCCAGUGGCACUCAGUCGGCAGUUGCCACGCAGCCGACGUUUGAAUCGGAUUUUGCUGCCUUUGGUUCACCGGGCUGGCCAAGUCGGGAUCAGCCACUCCCCCAUCGGAGUCACGAGCCCCCUCGAGGUUCGCUGGUUGGCAGUAACGCGAUUUCGAUUCCCUUGCCGGAGACGCCCGUGUUGCCAACCCAAUGGCCUUCGAUUCGAGAGCACUCCCCUGGCGCGGCGUUUUGGCCGUCGUCUCAACCGGAGUUCAAUAUCGACGACGAUUCUGACUCCAUCCAGAGCACCAACGACAGUGUGAAAGAGUUUUGCUCCUCGUUACCGACAUGGCGUUGUGCCAAGAGACUGAGACGCGACCAGAACCUUGAAAUGACGAAACGUAUGAGGACGCCGGCGCCGCCUUCCAAGGCCCACCAUCCUUCCGCAGGCUCAGGAAGACCGUAUAUCCCGGACCUUGACUACAGCCAAGACUGGACUGACUGCCCAGAUGCGUCUCGCACCUUUCUUGCCCAGCCAAAGUAUGGCGACUCGGCCGGCUCUAAAGCCAAAAUCGAAGUCACCAUCCGGGACCGCGCCUCUUCAUCCAAGGUCGACUCGAAACGCAUUGCGCACAAGCUCUCGGAGAAGACCCGGCGGAACAGGCUUACCAUCGCGAUACGGGAGAUGCAAAAGCUGCUGCCUUCGGAAAUUGAAGGCGCGGACCAGCCCCUGUCUCAGACACAUAAAGACGCCGACUUCGUGGUCCGGCCAGGCGUGCCGAGCAGCAAGCUCGACGUGGCCGAGAUGGCGGUGGCGUACAUCAAGGAUCUGAAGGAGAAGAACAAAGAGAUGGCGAGGAGGAUACGGGAGGCCGAGCAGAAGCUGGCCCAGUGCCAGUGCUGGCGCGGCAGGGAGGAAUCGCCGCCCGAUUCGGCUGCGAGCCCGUCGACCGUGGACGGGGCGACAUGUUGAACAGGUUGGAGAGACCUGUCAUGCUAUUAUUGCUGGCUUAGGGAUUUUGAUACUGAGUGCGCGACCUGAUACCGAACC